UACAAAAAUUAUUAUAAAAUGCAUUUGUCCUGUGCUAAGUCUACGUUAAAAUAAGAAGUGUUGCUCUAAAAUAAUAAUGAAUGCAAGUGAAUCGGGUGUUUUUAAAGAAAUGUUUGAAUAUUUAUUGAGGAGAUGGACAUAAAAAGAUCUUACAGUUCGAAGAGUUUAAAAUAUAAAGUUGAUAAAUCUAAAGAAACCAUUAAAAGCGCCCCAAUAAAUUUACCCCUAAUCAAACAAACAGACAUUGCGACGGCUCUUCCAAGUUAUACCUCGAUUUUAAAGCGUACCCAGAAAGAUGGUGUUAGAAUGGAUGACUUGGAUCAACUACAACAAGAUUUUGAAAGAAUGUUAUCGACAUGCGCUGUUAGAAUCAGAUUGCUGAAAGCAGAGACUGAAGAUCGGAGGGAUAAGAAAGGAAAGCCAUAUCAACCAUCUGCAAAAAGAAAACGAGAAGAUGAAAGGAGGCACACAGACGCGCGAAAUGUAGUUAAAAUAUUAAAAACAAAGCAAGCAGUACCUGUAAAUAAUUAUAAAAAUGAUGAAUCAGUACGGCGAAAAGUACCUAAAGUCAUCAUUGAAAAACAUGAUGUAUCAAAUAGAUUUUGGUUAUCAUUAGAUCCUUAUUGCCAGGAUGUUAGUAGAGAUAAUGUGUGUUUUUUAGAUGAUAUAAUUCAAGAAUGUUCCCAAGAAAUAGAAGUCAAAAUCCCUGAGGUGGGCGACCACUACGCUACGGAAUGGGCUGAAAAUACUGUACAACGGGAACAAACGAACGGACACAUGAAAGCACCCAAGAAACCCACAAACUCCACAUACAGUGAUGUUAAGCGUAAUGGAGUAACGAAUAAUACCAAUGACACGUACCCCAGUCCAUUGAUGCAACGUCUUUUAGAUACGCUCAUUAAAGAAAAAGUCAUAAAGCAAAUGCCAACCGUGUUCGAAAAAUUUCAGAAAUCUACCGAGUACACCAUUAAGUCCAGCAACGGCAUGAGGAGUGGCCUUUGUCUAGACAGACUUCUACGGAAAGAACUGGUGGAUCAAGGGAUUCUCGACGUCGAGGAUUUACCCAAGACUUAUCCACCAGAUGAUGAGAUUCUUAUGGAAAUAAAGAAAUGCCAACAAGAGCUGGAGGUUGUGAAUAAACAUAAUAUAAGUGAGCUGCACAAGCUCAAAAGUUUGGUGGAUAAAGAUAUUAGAAAACAAGACGUGAAGGCGGCUCUAGAUAAGGUCGACACUCAGGUGCUGAAUAUGUAUAAUAAGCUCUUGAUGAUGAAACAAAACACGUGCUACGAUAGACACAAAGAUCGACAGAUGGAAGAGGAUGCUGCUAAAUUAAUUAAAGAACAGUUACUCCUGCAUGAAGAGCUCACGGAAUUAACGGAUUUCUCUUUAUUCGGCUAGAAGUAAUCCAAUUUAACGCAACCCUGCUUAUGUAUAAAUUCGUUGAAAUAAUUUUACUGUAUUUGUUAUUUGUGAUAGUAUUCUGAAUAUUCCCAUUGCAAUAUUUUGCAGAAUAUCGAGAUGUGAAUGUAUUUGAUUGAUUUUGGUUAAAUGGUUUAACUCAUCUAGCAGGGUUGCGAUACACUUAAAAAGAAUUUUUUUAAUUUUAUUUGGUAUUAUUAUUUUAGCUAUCAGGCAUUUAGCUAUAUAUUUUUUUUCUCUUAAUUUGUACUUUUUAAUGAUUUUAACGAUUACAAAGAUCUCCGUCAUUGU
Messenger RNA from Nicrophorus vespilloides, 1710 nucleotides. It is a transcript of the gene Ada3, whose product is annotated as transcriptional adapter 3. The coding region runs from base 133 to 1398 and encodes 421 amino acids. The record is from RefSeq and is a predicted model, not a curated record. Lineage: Eukaryota; Metazoa; Arthropoda; Insecta; Coleoptera; Silphidae. Gene Ontology annotation, biological process: regulation of transcription by RNA polymerase II. The transcript has 8 exons. Gene Ontology annotation, molecular function: transcription coactivator activity. Gene Ontology annotation, cellular component: SAGA complex.